Molecule: messenger RNA, 3921 nt
Organism: Cyprinodon tularosa
Lineage: Eukaryota; Metazoa; Chordata; Actinopteri; Cyprinodontiformes; Cyprinodontidae
Product: trichohyalin-like
Exons: 18
Coding region: 204-1868 (554 amino acids)
Source: RefSeq, a predicted model, not a curated record
CAACCAACAACUGUCCAACCUGUUUUUCUGAAAAAAAUAAAGAGUUUCAUUUUCUGAUGUGGAUGGACCAAAACAACUUGUGAGUUUUUCCAGCACAUUCUUUUACAGAAUCUGUUUCAGUUCUGAGGAAAUGAUGCCUUUGUUGCCAAAAGGAGCUUUUGCUUCCUUUUCAUCUGUGGUAUAAAUGCUAAAAGGUCAAAGUCAUGAACUGGAGACGGAUCGCACACAUUCUGAAGAUGGAAAAGAGUCUAAAAGAGUUCUUGGUGUCUGUCAUUCACAGCCUGCCCCCCAGCCAAGGCAAUUUCUGGCAAGAAUUUCUUCAUGUUUCCCAGGAUAUCUCUCCCUUUGCUGUUCCUGUGGGAUUGGCUGCUACGCUUAUGUCCCUUCUGUCAGCCGUCUUCGUGGCAUAUAAAUGGAGGAGAACCAAAAGCAAGUUCAACAAAAUACAAUCAGAUGAUCCAGUCUGCGAUACAGGAGGCAGAGAGACUGAGAAGAAUAAUCUACAUGAAUCUAAGAGUGAAAGAGAAUCUUUGAUCAAGGAGAAUCAUGAGUUGGAGAAAGAAAUGACCCAACUGAAGAACAAGUAUGAGCAGCAGCUAGAAGACCAAAAGAAAGAAAGUGACAAUCUUCAAGAAAAGAUGGCAAAUGGCCUUAAGACUGCAAGAAGGGAUCUGGAGAUGAUGAAGACAAAUCCCAUUCAGAGGAGGCAGAACUUUACUGAGUCACUGAAGAACACCCUAGCAAUGCAGCGGAUACGCAGACUGGAGGACCAGAUAAAAACCCUCAGUGUUUCUCAAGUUAACAGCUGUUUGGCCCACAAUGACCCGCUGCUAACUAGGAGGAAGAGAGAGGCGGAAAAAACGCAGACAAUGAUUUUGGACACAAUUAAACGAGUCAGGGAGAGUUUUCCUUCACUGAAGCAGGCGGUUGCCAUGGCGAGGAUACACAAACUGGAGGACCAGAUGAAACACCUCAGUGUUUCUCAGGUCAACAGCUGUUUGGUUAUAAAUGACACACCGAUGACGAGGAAGAAGAGAGAGGCAGAAAAAACACAGAUUUUGGACACAAUUAAACGAGUCAGGGGGAGUUUUCCUUCACUGAAGCAGGCGGUUGCCAUGGCGAGGAUACACAAACUAGAAGACCAAAUAAAAGAAAAAGAGAUUCUUCAAGAACAGAUGGAGAAUGACCUCAAGACUGCAAGAAGGGAUCUGGAGGAGGCUGACAGCAACCUGAGGCAGAAAGAUGAUGAACUGCAGAAGAUCAUUGAGAGGCUAAAGGAAACGACUGAGGAGCACAAACAGCAGACUGUGCUACAUGAAUCUAAGAGUGAAACAGAAUCUUUGAUCAAGAAGAAUCAGGAGCUGGAGAAAGAAAUGACCCAACUGAAGAACAAGUAUGAGCAGCAGUCUGAUGCUGAAGCCCAGCAGGAGCUAAAGGAUGAACAGCAGGAGAGCAGUGAUGCUACAGAAAGUCCAAAUGAGCUGAAAACAGAACUGGAAAACGAGAACCAAAAGCAGAAUAAGGAGCAGCCUGAAAGGUUUCUGGUUGCUGAGGAGCUGAAAGUGGAGACUGAGUUGUCAGAGGGCAGGGAUCUCAGGAAAGAGCUGCAAGACUUGAAGAUUUAUUCUGAGCUUCUUGCAGAGAAGAACCAGCAGCUGGAGGCUCAGCUGGCUGAACUGAAAGAGAGAUACAAGCAGGAGUUUAGAACAAGAAUAGAGGAAGAGCAACAGUGGAGGGAGGAGCUUGAGGAAGACGUGGAGAUUCUGAGGAAGGAACUAGAAAAGCAGACAGAGUAUCGUGCAAUCCAAGCAGGAGCAGAAUCAGAGAUCCAUGGAGAUAAAGUAUCAGUUCCAGAGGAUUCCAGAUAACAUUUUUUCCAGUUAGCUAAUGGCAGCUUAGCAACAGUCCUUCUUUAUUUAAAGCUUUAAAAAGAUCCAGUUAAAUAACCUUAUUUCUCUAGAUGAAGCUUUAACAUAUUGAUUUUCUUGCUGUGUAUCUUGAUAGAACAUUGAUAUUAGAGACUUAAUACUGUUAUUGAGAGACAAAACAAUAAUUAAAGGUUAUUAGUAUUGCUUUUAUCAGAUAACUUUUGUAUAUUGUUUCCUUUUUGUCUUUUAUGCUUGAAAUAUAACAACUAAUCUUUGUUUUAACAUAAAAAUAUAUAUUUCAGAACUCUUUGACACUGAACAUUUAUUAUUUCAUAAGAUUAUGUUUGAUUUGUUUGUUUAAAACUCUGAUCGAGGUUUGCCAUUAAAGAUAAAGCCAGAAAUGAUCAGGUUUUAAUUGUCUUACCUCCUGUAGAAGUCUGGGUGCUUGUUUCUGUAGAUAGAUGAGGGAGCGCAGUAAAGAGGGAACAGAGAGGAUCAGAUGGGGGACAACGUUUAAAGAUAAAUAUUUCAGAAAGUAUUUUAUGGAUGCUUUAGAAAUUUGAAGAUUUAAAUAUCUUUUACCUCUGGAGAUAUUUUAUAUAAAAAACAAUCACUAUUGUUAAAGUAAAAAUACAAAAAGCUCUUAACUGAAAAAUACGUGCAAUUUAAUCGUAUAGUUUUUUCAACUCGUGUUUUUUCUGUUGGAAUAACUCAGUCGUCACUAAUGGUUAGAACUGCUGUCAGACAUUAAAACUGUUCUGUAUUCCCCUUUAUCCUUAUUUAAAAAAUUGUUCAAAACAAACCACUGGAUCCUGUUUUCCAAGUUUGAAGACGUUUUGCUUGCCAUCCAAAAAGCUUUCUCAAUUCAAAAUGUCUGAAGUAGUGUUGAGCUCCAGGCUUUUUAGGGUAGCCCAACAAAAGCUAAAAGGGCUUAGAAAACAGGCAAAUUGAACCAUAAACAGGUCCACCACUUUUUAAUAGGAAGUCGUUGAGGUUGUUAUUGGACUGCAGUACCCGAUCCUGGUCCAUGCCUCUGAAAAGGAAGUCUUUAGGGUCAUUGUUGGCCUGGCUGACCAGGAGAGAUGUUUUGGUUGCCUGAAUGGCAAUGAGGAUUUAGAUGAUAGUGUAAAGGAAUCAACUCUAACGCAGCGUUAUAGGUUUUCAAGAGCUAAAACCUGAGUCCUCCUCCUCUGUUUAAGUUUGGUUUUUCUCUCUUAACGUAAAUGGCUUCCUUCACAUCCCUUUAAAACCACCUGUCCUCUUUGUCCAAAAUGUGAACAUUGUGGUCCUCAAAAGAAUGUCCUUUGUCAAUAAGGUGUAGAUGUACAGCAGAGUCUUUUCCAGAGGAGGCCGCUUUUCUGUGUUGGGCCAUGCAUCUGUGGAGAGGUUGUUUGCUUUCUCCAACAUAAAGAUCAGAGCAUUCCUCGCUGCAUUAAACUAAAUACACCACUCCAAUCAUAUUUGGUUUGGGGGUUUUGUCUUUAGAAUACACUAGUCUCCAUUUAAUGGUCUUGUUUGGUUUGAAAUGUACUGUUAUUUUGUGUUUGGAGAAAAUCCUCUUGAGUUUUUCAGAGAUUUCAGCAACUUAUGGUAUGGCGAUGUUUGUGCGUUUAAUCUUGUCAACACGCAGCAGAGUAUAACGGCGAGGCAUAACUCAAUACUACUUAAGACAUUUUGAAAUGAGAAAGCUUUCUGGAUGGGAAGCGAAACAUCUUCAAACCUGAAAAACAAAGUCCAUUGGUUUGUUUAUUACUUUUUUUUAUGACUGUGACCAGGAUGACUCAGGAUCUUCAGCAGCACCUUUAUCCUGAUAUUCUGAUCUGUAAUGGGCAAUGUAUUGUGCAUCAGAAUUUUAUGUGAACUUACUGAUAUUUUGAAAGAUAUGUGACAUUCAUACACACUUAAAUGCAUGGGUGUCCAAAGUGCAGCCCUUGGGAAAUUGUACACUUGCACCCUAAUCCUUAUUUAUCUUGAUAUACUGUAUAUAUAUUGUUUAUUCUUAAUGCACCUUUUUCCUCCUUGUUUGUACCUUCUGUUAUUACUAAGUCAAUAU